AUGACAUCUCGAGCUGAUAGACUUGCCAAGUUCUUCUCUCUCAUUCUCAGCGGGAAAAGAACUGUUACCACUGUGGAAAACUUUACUUUACUACUAGAAUCUAUCCAGGAUCUGAGUGAUCAUGCAGCCUGUGCCGAACGCAUUAUCGCAAGUCCUUCUGCACGAACCGCUAUUCACACUGGCAUACGGUUCAACACUAAGCCUGACUUCCUCAACAUCCAUACGUCUUCGUUGAUACACUAUCUAAUCGAUCCUGCCGUCAAGAAAUUAUGCAAUGGGCAAAUUCUGCACGACUUCCUCGAUCUGAUUGUUGAACCCCCCACUGUAUGGAAUGCUUUUAUGGAGGCUUUCCUCGGCGGUCAACUUACAGAGCCAGCCACCGAAGCUUUUGUAUGGCUUUUGAUCGAGAUCCUGGGUCGAUCGUCAGUUAGCCAAAUUGAUGUGCUCGGUGAUGCCAAAAGAGUCGGCAAUAAUGACUUCCUUCUUCGAGCAACGUCGCCAGAAACCCGCCGUUACGGACGAAAGUUGCUUCAAAUCUUACAGCUUAGAACAAGCAACACUGUUGUACAAGACGUGAAUUAUAUCCCCGGUGGCCGUCACGACAAUGAUCAUGCCGAUUUUCACCAAAUCGCCAUCUACCCGACUCAUGACGAGUUUCGCUCAUCAGACAAACCAUUUUACCGUCGUGCAGAGGAAAUCCAACAACUCCCAGUAGAGGCCCGUGUCGCAGGGCACCUUGACAACCAGUUUCGGCUUCUGCGCGAGGACAUGCUCUCAGAGAUACGAGAAGAGCUUCGGUUUACCGGCGGGAAGAAGAAGAAACGCCGUAUAGCUACGUUGCUGCAGGGGUUGUUUUUGGACCAGGUUUUUUGCGGCACCGACAAGCGGAGAUCUCCCUGUGGGCUUGUCAUCUCAUGUAUCCAAGGCUUAGAAACUUUGACUUCGCGAGGUAAAGAAGAACGAAAGACUUUCCUCAAGAGUGACCGCGGCUAUCUUCGCCAUCAAUCCUUCGGCUGUCUACUGCGCGGACAGGAAAUUAUCUCAUUUGCCGCACUGGACAGACAAGUCGAUUACCUUCUCGAGAGCCCUCCACGUAUUACGCUACGGGUAAUAGGGGAUGAGGCGGCCCGAAAAACGUUGUCGUACUUCAAGCUCUACAAGGAUAUUCAGUUUCUGCUGGUCGACGCCCCCGUUUUCGCCUAUGAACCUAUUCUUAGGCGCCUUAAAGAGAAAGUAGACCUCCCUCUUUCGAGUGAUCUGUUAUCAUAUGAGCGUGAUAGUGCUAUAUCACAUUCUGACGCGUUUCCUUUGGCGUUGGCUGAUGCUCUGGGCGACGAGUAUACGCAACUGCAGGAUAUUCUCAAAACCGAAAAGCCCAUCAUCCUGGAUCCCUCACAGAAGGAGUCUUUGAUAUCCGGCCUCACUCAAAGUGUGAGUCUUAUCCAAGGGCCACCAGGAACGGGAAAGUCAUUUGUCGGAGCGCUGAUAGCGAAGGCGCUGUUCAUCCACAGCAAAGAAACCAUCCUGGUGAUGUGCUAUACCAAUCAUGCCUUAGACCAGUUUCUUGAAGACCUAAUGGAUAUCGGAAUAACGUCCUCGGCCAUUGUUCGGCUAGGGUCAAAAUCGUCUCAAAGGACCGAAUCGCUCAGUCUUUUUGCGCAGCAAUCCAACUACCAUCGCACCUCGGCUCAGUGGCAGAGAAUUGACGAGCUGAAUGGUAAAUUCAAAGCUCUGGAAGAAGAACUUAAUACGGCGUUCAGUGCGUAUUUGAAUUUCAAGCUUAAUUACGCCACCAUGAUAGAAUUUCUAGAAUUCGAAGAGCCUGCGUUUUUUGAAGCUUUCAUGCCGCCGGUAGAGCUUGAAGGAAUGGCUCUUGUUGGAGCAGGAGGAGAAUCUGUUACUGGGAAAUACUUGUUUGAGAGAUGGUCUCAAGGAAAGAGUCAUUCUAUGCCAUCGCUCAGUCAUCUUAAUGAGCAGGCCCGUCAAGUGUGGGAGAUGGAUACUUCAGCUCGACAAUCCAAAAUAACUUGCUGGAGUGAAAUGCUCCUGGAGGAACAGGUGGCCAAUGUUCAGAGCCUGAUAACCAGAAUGGAUAAUUGCCAGGAGAAACUUGCGGAGAUGUGGAGCGAGAAAAAGCGUGAUAUCCUGCUGUCGAAGCGGAUAAUCGGGUGCACAACAACUGCAGCUGCGAUGAACGCCAAAGACAUCAGCGCGAUCUCGCCGGGGAUCGUGCUUUUGGAGGAAGCUGGUGAAAUUCUUGAAUCGCAUGUCCUUACUGCCCUCGGAUCCCACACGAAACAAUUGAUUAUGAUCGGUGACCAUCAGCAACUGCGUCCGAAGAUCAACAACUACGCUUUAUCAGUGGAAAAUGGUUCGGGAUAUGAUCUGAAUCGAUCGCUCUUCGAACGACUCGUGGAAGCAGGAUACCCUCAUUCCACUCUCGCGAAGCAACAUCGCAUGGUCCCUGAGAUAUCCUCUUUGGUGCGAAGUCUCACAUACCCCGACCUACUAGACGAUGACAAAACAUUGAACCGCCCAGCACCGAGAGGACUACAAGAUCGCGUCAUAUUUCUCGAUCACACACAUGCAGAGAAUAAUUUGCGAGAUGUUUCGGACAGAAAUGAUGUUGGAGGCACAGGGAGCAAGCAGAACUCAUUCGAGGUACAGCUCGUCCUCAAAAUUAUUAAAUACCUAGGCCAGCAAGGCUACGGAACGGAUAAGUUAGUCGUCCUUACACCAUACCUUGGACAGCUACAUCUGCUCCGUGAAGAGCUUCGCAGAGAAACCGAUCCCGUGCUGAAUGAUCUGGAUUCAUAUGACUUGGUCCGAGCCGGCUUGAUAUCCCAGGCAAGUGCUCGGCAUAUCAAACGGCCGAUUAAAUUGUCCACCAUCGACAAUUAUCAAGGCGAAGAGAGCGAAAUUGUGAUCGCUACCCUCACCAGAGGCAACAAGGAUGGGGACAUCGGCUUCAUGUCAGCUCCGCAACGGUUGAACGUACUAUUAUCUCGAGCUCGAGACGUUCUAAUUAUGAUCGGGAACUCUAAAACAUUUAUCAAGAGUCGAAAGGGCAACGAAGUCUGGAAACCGUUCAUCAACCAGCUUCAAGAGAACGGACACCUAUAUGAUGGGUUUCCAGUCAAAUGCGAGCAGCAUCCCCAACGAACAGCGGUACUUGGAGCCCCCAAUGAUUUCGACAAGUUAUGCCCAGAUGGAGGAUGUGACCAGCCAUGCGGGACAAAGCUAAGCUGUGGAUUACACGACUGUCCACAUAAGUGCCAUCAACUAUCCGAUCAUUCGAAGAUGGACUGUUACAAAGUAGUGGAUUGGACUUGUACUCUCAACCAUAAGGUUACAAGGCCCUGCUUCCAACAGAAAAACGCAUGCCACCACUGUGCAGAAGAGGAUAAGGAGCUUGAGCGCCGGCGGGAAAGAGAUAUGCAACUCGAUUUGGACCGAGAGGCCAAACAGAAGGCUUAUGCCAGACAGCUGGCCCUGAUCAAGGAGGAAAUUGCGCAUGAAAGACGGCUUCAGAAAGAGUACCAAGACGAAGAGGAGAGACAGCGAACUCUCAAACAACAGCAACAGGACCUCGAACGACUGAAAGAUCGUGCCACUGCUCAGUCCCAACAAAAUCACUUGGUGGCUGAUGACACCGACGAACAACACACAUCUCCCAGCGAGGAUCAUACUCAGGGCACUGCCAGUAAAACAGGGCCGUCGGAAAGUACCAACGACCCGGACGUUUUAAAGGCCCUAUCGUCCGCUGAGCAAGACUGGGAUUACCAAAAGCAGUACGAAUGGGCACAAAGCGAGGAGCUAGACAAGCUGAUGGCCAUGAUUGGCUUGGAAAGCAUCAAGACUAAAUUCCUCGCUAUCAAAUCUCAAGUUGAUGCGGCCGUGAGACAGAAAGUUGACUUCAAAGGGGAACGGUUUGGAUCGGUGUUGCUUGGAAACCCAGGAACAGGGAAAACGACAGUUGCGCGGCUUUACGCAAAAUUCCUAACAUCCAUGGGCAUCAUUCCUGGUAGCUUCAUUGUAGAAACCACCGGGUCUCGUCUAGCAAAUGGCGGCGUGUCGGGCUGCGAGAAACAGAUCAACAACAUUCUCAACAACGGUGGGGGUGUUCUUUUUAUUGACGAGGCUUAUCAGCUAGCACAAGGAAGCGGAAAUGGCUCCCAGGUUCUUGACUUCCUACUUGCAGAGAUUGAAAACCUGACCGGGAAGGUUGUUGUCGUCCUCGCAGGCUAUCGAAGGCAAAUGGAGAAAUUCUUCGCUCAUAACCCUGGACUGCCGAGUCGAUUCCCACAUGAGGUUGUAUUUGAGGACUACACCGAAGCAGAAUUACGUUUAAUUCUACGGUACCAGAUCAAUAAGAAGUUCCAAGGAAGGAUGAAAGCCGAACAGGGAAUGAGCGGUCUCUAUUGUCGGAUUGUUGCUCGGCGGAUUAGCAGACAACGAGGUCACGAAGGAUUUGGAAACGCCCGGACGGUAGAAAAUGCUCUUGCGACCAUACUCCAACGUCAGGCAAAACGUCUAUCACGCGAACGAAGAAAAAAGGUCUCCCCUGACGACCUCCUCCUCACUAAAGAAGAUCUAAUUGGCCCUGAGCCAAGCAAAGCAUUAAACGGGUGUGCUGCAUGGGGAAAGCUCCAGAGUAUGAUUGGCCUCGCCUCGGUCAAGAAUACAGUUCGUGCUCUGCUUGAUAGUAUACAAAGCAACUACGAGCGUGAACUCAAAGAGGAACCUUUGGUGGAGUUUACUUUGAAUCGAGUGUUUCUAGGGUCUCCUGGAACAGGGAAAACAAGUGUAGCAAAACUCUACGGGGAGAUCCUAGUCGACAUCGGGUAUUUAUCGAACGGUGAAGUCAUUGUCAAGAAUCCUGCAAACUUUGUGGGUAGUGUUUUGGGGCAAUCCGAACAAAACACUAAAGGCAUUUUGGCUUCCACCCUCGGCAAAGUCCUAGUCAUUGACGAGGCUUAUGGCCUUUCCGGCGGUGGAGGUCGCAAGGGAGGUGGCUUCCAGACAGACCCGUACAAAACAGCAGUAGUCGACACAAUCGUUGCAGAAGUUCAGAGCAACCCUGGGGACGAUCGUUGUGUAUUACUGCUUGGAUACCAAGACCAGAUGACGGAAAUGUUUCAGAACGUGAAUCCCGGACUAUCGCGGAGAUUCCCUAUGGAUUCUGCAUUUAUAUUUGAAGAUUUCUCUGAUGAUGAGCUUGGAAAGAUCCUAGAUCUGAAAUUGAAACAGCAAGGGUUCGAGGUGUGCAAGAAGGGGAGAAAGGUGGCCUUGGAGAUCCUUGCUCGUGCGCGUAACCGUCCACACUUUGGAAAUGCGGGAGAAAUCGACAUUCUCUUGAAUGGAGCCAAGAUUCGUCAGCAGCAAAGGCGUUCAUCAGGAUCAAAAAGUUCGGCUUCGAACCGACUAGAGCCGCAGGACCUUGAUCCCGAAUACGAUCGUGGAGAACGGACAGAAACAAAUAUCCCAAUGCUAUUCCAGGACAUAGUGGGGUGUGAGACAAUCGUCAACAAGCUUGAGGGUUAUCGCCAGACGGUUAAAAACAUGAGAGACUUGGACAUGGAUCCUAAGGAACAGGUUCCCUUCAACUUUCUUUUCCGCGGGCCACCAGGAACCGGGAAAACGAGUACCGCUAGGAAAAUGGGCAAAGUCUAUUACGACAUGGGUCUCUUAUCAUCUGCGGAAGUCAUUGAGAGCUCUGCAACGGACCUAGUAGGAGAAUACAUUGGGCAUACCGGUCCUAAAACCCAGGACUUGCUGGAGAAGGCGCUUGGCAAGGUUAUUCUUAUCGAUGAGGCGUACCGUCUCGCCGAAGGGCAAUUCGCAAAGGAGGCAAUGGACGAGAUUGUGGACUGUAUCACGAAGCCCAAAUUCUUCCAGAAGCUCAUCAUAAUCCUGGCUGGGUACGAUAAGGAUAUCAACCGCCUAAUGGCCAUUAACCCCGGAUUGACUAGUCGCUUCCCGGAGGAGCUUGAAUUCGCAGGUCUCUCGCCAAACGACUGCAUCCAACUGCUCACAAAAUUGCUCCAGAAGCAGAAGUCUAAACUUCAGUCCAAGGUACACAGUUUCAACAUGGAUUCACUAGAGUCACCGAGACCAGAAUUUGGUAGACAAAUUAUGGAUCGGUUUUCUAUACUCACUCAGACUGCGAAUUGGGCCAAUGCACGCGAUGUGCAGACGCUGGGGAAGGCUAUAUUCGGUGAAGCCCUUCGGUCCAUGCAAAACAAGGAGCUUUUAAUAUCCGAGACGCUUAUCCUGAGCAAGGUCGAUGGCAUGAUAUCGGGGCGAACAAGUCGAGCGACGGAAGUGUCAUCGCCCAAAAAUGGUAUAACCGACUUACUACAAAGGCAGGCGUUCAAUAGGCAACCAGCACAUCCAGUGCUGACCACAACACCAGGUCCACCCGUAGCGCUUGAAACAACGGAAGAGAAGAAAGAUGUACCUCCUCCAGCUUCUGAGAGUCCUCCAAAUACGGCUCCUCGGGAUGCGGGAGUAUCAGAUGACGUCUGGCAACAAUUGGAACAAGAUAAGCAGGCGGAGAAAGAAGCGGAAUCGCAGCAUCAAACACUUGUUAAUGAGGAACGCAUGGCUGAGAAAGCACUUCAAGAGCUCCCAGAGCCGCCAGAAGACGAUUCCGAUCCAGACGACGAGGCUAAACGGGAGCACGAACGACGACGUCUUGAGGAGUUAAAGAGACGCGCCAGACUAGAAGAGCUACGAAGAGAACGAGAGGAGAAGGAGAAGGCUAGACGCGAAGAGCAGAGAAUCCAACAGAAGCUUAGACAGAUGGGCGUUUGUGUUGCUGGGUUUCGAUGGAUUAAACAGGCCUCGGGUUAUCGUUGUGCUGGUGGGAGUCACUAUAUUUCGAAUGAGGCCUUGGGGAUUUAG
Molecule: messenger RNA, 6906 nt
Organism: Aspergillus puulaauensis
Lineage: Eukaryota; Fungi; Ascomycota; Eurotiomycetes; Eurotiales; Aspergillaceae
Gene: GbpA
Product: protein GbpA
Exons: 7
Coding region: 1-6906 (2301 amino acids)
Molecular function (GO): ATP binding; ATP hydrolysis activity; helicase activity
Source: RefSeq, a predicted model, not a curated record